Messenger RNA from Physcomitrium patens, 1359 nucleotides. Lineage: Eukaryota; Viridiplantae; Streptophyta; Bryopsida; Funariales; Funariaceae. The record is from RefSeq and is a predicted model, not a curated record.
GAGCAGCCUGGACGAUGGAUCCCUUAAUCAGUAGACUUCGCCGAAGCCGCGACCUUCGAGGCCCCCACAGCCCUGUUCUUGCCACACACGCUCCAUUAUAUACUUCCACCCUCUUCAAUUCCUUCCUGCGCUUCAUAACUAUGCCACUCCCCUUCUUGUGCACCGCUCCGGGGACGUGCUGCCCGUCUUUGAAUCUGUGAGGAGGAUCCUGAUUCUUGGCGGUGUUCUGUGUCAGGGUGGAGAGUUUUUUUAUUUCUCCUCUGCAUUCGUGAACGCUUGUGAUUACAUUGGGAAGUGAUGCGGAGGUCUUCGACGAGGAGAACAUGGGUGCUCCUCCACCCCGCCACUGGCGUUGCUGGUGCUGCAACAGUAAACAAAGCCACUGCCAAAGAACAAGAGAAAAUUGAUGGUUUCUUCAAUCAGUAUGCUGAUAAGGCCGAAGACCAUUGUAUAGGGAUGAGCAUGUCGAACCAGGGGAUAAUAAAAUUCUUGUGUAGGCCUGAAGGUAUUGAAGCAUUGUGUGAAGACCUUGGAGUUCCUCCUACAGAUGUACGAAUUCUGCUUCUGGCAUGGAAGUUGCAGGCUGCUCGGCAGGGAUAUUUCUCAUUGGAAGAAUGGAGGAAAGGAUUGAAGUCGAUGCGAGUAGAUAGUCUCGACAAGCUGAGGAAAGCUCUUCCAUCUCUGCAACAAGAGAUGGUGAGUCCGUAUAAUUUUAAAGACUUCUACACGUUUUCUUUCAAGUACUGCCUAACAGAACCUCGUCAGAAAACAUUGGAUUUGGAAACGGCUUGUCAGAUGUUGAGUUUGGUAUUGGGUUCUCGGCCACAUGUGGCAUCUUUUCUUCGGUUUUUGCAGGAACAAUCUGAAUACAAGGCUAUGAACUUGGAUCAGUGGUCUGCUUUCCUUCGAUUCUGUGAUGAGAUUAAGCCCGACCUCAGAAACUACGACGAAAGUCAAGCAUGGCCUUUGCUUUUGGAUAAUUACGUGGAAUGGGCUAAGAAGGGCAUGGUAACCAAGUCAUGAUAUCUACUUUUUACUCGAUUUAGAGCAUCUCAAUUGCUUCAUACUCGAGGACCAAGAGGGGUCUGGUGCUAGAGGACUUAUGGCCAACAUGAGAACCUGACCCUUGCUCGUAGUAAUAGAAUCGUCUAUCAUGAUCAUUGUACCUCUAGAAACCCACAAUCUUGCUCCCAAUAGCUUUAUCUUUUCUCACUGAAAAAAAGAGCAGUGCAAGCUUUGAUAUAAUCUAGUGCCACAUUUUGAUUUUUGAUCACUAGUCAUGGGAGAGGCUCACGUCGAAUUCCAUUUAUGGUCCUUUCUGCUGCUCAUUGCGGAUAUAAAUUUAGAUUUUUACAAUGA